UCGUUUCAUAUAGCCUUCGCCACUGCAUUUUUAGCCGAAUCAGUCUCUUCUCCAUUAUGACUAUAAAUACCCACCAACACACCACAAUCAUUUCUAUAUCAAACUUUUCCUUCACUUUCUCGAGAAACUAACCUCAUUGCUUAAGUACGGACCUCCUGUAGUUAGUAUUAGUGUCCUUCUGUAUUCAUCUAACGUAUUUCAAGAUUUUUGAAGCCCCUCUCCUUCUUGUAUAAGAACUCGGGCGAUCAUUUUUUCUCCUUCGGAAGUAGCGGACACUGGGAGUAUUUACAUCUCUCUUGAAAUGGAAUCUUUCUCUAUGGAUCAUUUUCUCAUAUAUAAAAAUGUUGCAUUGUUCUUUGGACUCUGGUUUAUUUGUAAUUCUAUUAUUGCUACUAUUGUUUUUGUUUGGAAAAGGUGUUAUUAUCUAUGCAGCAUUGAAUAAACAAAUUUUCUUUUUAUUCUUAUUAUUUUCUUUCUUUUGAGCAAAAAAGAGAAACGCCAAACUUCUGUUAAUCAUGGGAACUGAGUCAACUGACCUUGAUUAAGCUAGAAAGAAAGUAAAAGAAACAAACCUUUUGUUCUAUAUUUCAGUACUGCUUCAUAUGGCAUUUAGUGCUUUAUUUUUGUAAUCCACAUAGGCUUUUCCUUUUUUAUUCUUUUCCCAAGUGUAACCUCUGUAUCCCUUUACAUUGCAUUUAAGUAAGAAAGAAAUAUAUCUAUUUUGUUUUUCCUUGGCAUGGUACUCUUAUUCUCAUAUGGUUCAAAUUACUGCCUUUUUAUGACACUGAUUUAUUUAUUUAAAACACAGAAUGGGUGCAGGGAGGAAGACUGAGACUUAUUGGUUGAAAGAAAAAUCUGUACCUCAGGCUCAGUGGCCAUCGAACUUCAGCUCAACUGCUAGAAAUUUGAGAAAAAAUGAUCUUGGGGGAGUCAUAUUUGGUUGCAAGCAUAGCACUUUCAAAGAAUGCAUUUUGAAACAGUUGUUUGGAUUACCAGCUCCACAUUUCUCGUAUGUGCAGAACAUAAAGCCUGGUUUGCCCCUGUUCUUAUUCAACUAUAGCGAUAGGAAACUUCAUGGAAUUUUUGAGGCUGCAAGUGCUGGACAAAUGAAUAUAAAUCCACAUGGUUGGACUGCAGAUGAAUCUGAUUAUACCCUUUAUCCUGCACAAGUGAAGAUUCGAGUUCGGAUGGAGUGCCAGCCCUUGGUUGAAGAUCAGUUUGGACCAAUAAUUACUGAUAACUACUAUGAACCUAAACUGUUUUGGUUUGAACUUGACCGGGAUCAAACAGAAAAACUAAUUUCUUUGUUUUCAUCAUUUCUGACAACUGUGCGUGCUGCUAUCUCAGCGAAUACUGAGACUUCAAACACUGUUUACAAUGCAGCAUUCCCUGUGCCUAAUAGAAGGCGAGAAGAAAUAGUGAAGUCCCUAAAUGUUGCUAACCCUGAUCAGACUAACACAGAUGGAGAAAACCGUAAUACAUGGAGUUCACCCAAGUUAGGUAAUUCUAACUGUGAAAGUGGAAAUUGGGUUCAUGGAGGCUUAGAUGAUGAAGAACGAUGUUUGGAAGCUAUAGAUCAUAAAAAAUCAGCUCAAACGUUAAAAACUGGUGUUAUAAACCAAACAAAAAGUUGUGAUUAUUCUUACUCUUCUGCUGUACAAACCAUGGGAACUUCCCAUCCACGAAAAUUUUGGAGCGAAUUGUUCAAAGGUUCAAAUGCUGAGGAUGCUGGAGAGGAAAGUCAAGACAUUAAGUUACCAUCUUCAGGCUCAACAAACCUUUCUAUAUCUGAUGAUUCUAGUUUGGAUGAAAAGGGAAAAUGUUUAGAAGUUGUUGUUGAUGAUUCAGAAAACUACGAGGAAUACAUGAACCUGGGACUAAUUAAUGAACUAUUGAAUUCCCCUGUCAAGAAAGAAGGAUAUACUUAUUUUACAAGUUGCACUCAAAAUGACACUAUACCAACUUCUCUAACAACAAAUAAAGAAACAAUGGACAUCAUGGAAAUGAAUGCUUCUGAUUUCAACUCUAUUUUUCCGAUGUUACUACGUGAAAUCAAAGAGCUGAAAUCAUCUCUUGGAGAAGAAGAUCGCAAAAUCAAUCUUUUGGAGCAUGAUAUGGUUAAAUCAAGAUUAGUAAUUCAACUCUUAAAAGAUAGAUGCAAUGCAUUGGAAAAUCAGCUAUUUAAACAAAGUGGGAAUGAUGAACAAGAGGAGUCCGAGUCCAUCAAUGAUCUUCAUCCAAACCUUGAUGAGUUAGUACUUUUAGUGGGAGGAUUUGAUGGUUCUUCAUGGUUACCAGCUUUAGAUUUUUAUCAUCCUUCUUUAGAUCAUAUGGAACACCGUAGCUCCAUGCGUUUUGCACGUUCAUAUGCCUGUGCUGCAAAUCUAAAUGGAGAAAUCUAUAUUUUGGGCGGUGUAUGCAACAAUGUGUGGUAUGAUGAAGUCGAAUCAUACAACCCGGUGUCGAAUCAGUGGACUAGAUGUCCUUCAUUGAAUCAAAAGAAUGGAAACUUUGCGGGAGUUUCUUUUGAUGAUAAAAUCUAUGCAAUUGGUGGUGGAAACGGCAAUGAAUAUUUCUCAACGGUGGAAAUAUUUGAUGUGAACAAUGGAAAGUGGAUCCCAGCUCAACCCAUGCUACAUAAGAGACUUUCCUCAGCUGCUGCCGAAAUCAAUGGUGCAAUCUAUGCCGUGGGAGGCUAUGAUGGAAAGAACUAUUUAAAAUCAGUAGAAAGAUUUGAUCCUCGUGAACGUUCAUGGAGAAGACUUGAGAGCAUGUCAACGAAGAGAGGUGGUCAUACAGUUGCAGUUCUUAAUGAAAAACUAUUUGUUUUGGGCGGUUACAAUGGUCAGAACGUAAUGUCUUCUGUUGAGAUUUUUGACCCUCGUCGUGGCUCUUGGAUGAUGGGGGACUCCAUGAAUGACUCUCGGGGCUAUUCUGCAACUGCUGUGAUUGAAGAUACAAUUUAUGCCAUUGGCGGCAUAAAGGGUGACAAUGAGAUUUUAGAGACCGUGGAAUGCUACAAAGAAGGUCAUGGAUGGCAAAAGACUAAUCUCAAAGCCAUUGGGAAAAGGUGCUUCUUCUCUGCCAUUGUUUUGUAAGGUUGGAGACUGAAAGCUGGUGUUGUCUAACAAACUAACAUGUCCGGUAGCAGCUGAUUAUAAUCUUAAAUAGUAUUAUAACAAGUACAAAUACUAAAGCUGAAAACAAAUACUAUCCACUCGUACUUCCACACUUUAAAAAAUAUGGUGUUUAUAUAAUUAUUACUUAAAAAUAGCUAUGUCCAAACAUGAGUUACUUUGCAAAAAAGAAAGGGAAAUUUGGAAUUCUCAACGGGCUUCCGUAUGUUAUCGUUAUAAGCAAAUCGCUUACUGUUAAUUCAUUUUAAUCUGGAGGGAAAUUCAGCGUUGACAUAAGUAGAACAAUUUUGGCAAAUGAUGUUUUACCUUCUCUUUUUAAUUUGGCGUUGCAGAAGAUAACAUAUAUUUCUACACAGUAAAAGAUAACGAGUGUUUUCUAUGGUGCACCCCUAAAAGUCCUCGUCGUGUUUUUUUAAUUGUGGUUAUUUUAUUAAUUUACAAUACAUAAAUUAUAUUUAAAAUAAUUUAUUUUAUGUGCAUAAAAAAAAAACUCAUAUGCAAUAGCAUAACUUUUUUCUUUCAACAUGCAAUGAUUAUGAAUAUUGAUCAUGUGCACUAUCGUGCCUUUUGAGAGGUAGCUAUCGUCCAGAAGAAAUACACUUACACAUCAAUCAUCCAUAUUAAGCAACAAUGAACAUAAUUAUAUCUAACUCAAAUCUAUUUUCAACAGUAUACGACUUGAUUAAUUAUUCCUUGACAUUAUGUCAUUUAAAUUUUUGACGGACUACAAUUACAAAAGUCACCAACUUAAUAUUGAAUCUAGUAACGCCAUAGCUAAAAAAAAAAACUCAAGUUUUGCAAAAGCCUCAAAGAUCCCCAACUACAAGCAAUUAA
Messenger RNA from Cannabis sativa, 3971 nucleotides. RefSeq lists its product as uncharacterized. Bases 810 to 3098 code for a protein of 762 amino acids. The record is from RefSeq and is a predicted model, not a curated record. The transcript is spliced from 12 exons. Gene Ontology annotation, molecular function: protein binding. NCBI's taxonomy places the organism in Eukaryota, Viridiplantae, Streptophyta, Magnoliopsida, Rosales, Cannabaceae. Gene Ontology annotation, biological process: response to endoplasmic reticulum stress.